GUCCCAGCAGAGGCGUAUACAAACGGCUCUCAGCUAGCUAGUUCUCCUCGCUCAUCAGCUCAGAGAAAAAUAGCACUCUCAUGGCGAGCAAAGAGGAGGUGAACCAACUAGAGCUCUUCGGGUUUUGGGUUAGCCCAUAUGUGCUCAGAGUUGAGUGGGCACUGAAACUCAAGAGUCUUGAUUAUGUCUAUACAGAACAAGACAUCUUUAACAAGAGCUCUUUGCUUCUUCAAUUAAAUCCUGUCCAUAAGAAAGUCCCUGUGCUUGUUCACGACCAAAAAGUAAUCGCUGAGUCCCUCGUCAUUCUUGAGUACAUCGACGAGACAUGGAAGCACAAGUACCCAUUAUUGCCUCAAGAUCCUUAUGAAAGAGCCCAGGCUCGGUUCUGGGCUAAAUUUGCAGAACAGAAGAUUUUGGAAGCUGCAUGGAAUGCCCUGUGCUCCUUGGGUGAUGAAAAAGAAAGAGCAAUACAAUUGACCAUUGAAGCGCUGCAACACAUAGAGGGAGAGCUAAAAGGGAAGCAAUUCUUUGGAGGAGAACGAAUUGGGUAUCUGGACAUUGCCGCAGGAUGGAUCUCUUACUGGUUGCCUGUCUGGGAAGAAGUUGGGUCUAUGAAGAUCGUAGACACCCAGCAAUUUCCAGCGAUUUCUUCUUGGAUGCAUAGGUUUAUCAAUCAUCCUGUGAUCAAGGACAAUUUGCCUCCGCGGGAUAAGAUGACCGUUUACUUCAACAGUCGCCGUGAAGUACUAACUUCUCAGCCUCAUGGGUGGAUUCGGAUUUAAUAUCUUGAUACGCCAUUAGAACAUGUAUGUUAAUCCUCUGCUUUAGAAUAAUGACAAUAAUGAAUCUGGUCCCCAGUGGUGUGGCCCAGAUCAAUUAAUUA
Messenger RNA from Manihot esculenta (cassava), 883 nucleotides. Its product is annotated as glutathione transferase GST 23. Gene Ontology annotation, cellular component: cytoplasm. The transcript is spliced from 2 exons. Gene Ontology annotation, molecular function: glutathione transferase activity. Gene Ontology annotation, biological process: glutathione metabolic process. The coding region runs from base 81 to 782 and encodes 233 amino acids. NCBI's taxonomy places the organism in Eukaryota, Viridiplantae, Streptophyta, Magnoliopsida, Malpighiales, Euphorbiaceae. The record is from RefSeq and is a predicted model, not a curated record.